UUGUUUAUCUGUUAUUUUUUGUUUUAUUGUGUUAUUAGAGGAAUUUUUUUUUUAAUUUGAAAAAUGCCCUACGUGACUAGAGAUAUGGCAAAUUAUGCCAAAGAAAAAGGUAUACAUUCUGAUAUGGAAAAUGAUGAUAUGACCAAUGUGGAUGCAACAAGUUGUAUGUCUGAAUCGGAUGCUCGUAAAUUACGUGAACAGCCAUUUUCUGUUGCACCUACUUCGGAAAAUGAAGGACAAUCAUCGAGUGCUGUUGCUAGUAGUCAAACUUCCUGUGAUCAAAAACCGAGACAAAAAAGUCGAUCACAACAAAGAUCAAAUGCAGGGUCAUCGGCUUCACGAGCUUCAUCAAUGACUGGCCGUAGAAAAUCAUCAACAAAAUCAGUUGCAGGUUCAUCUGGUGUAAAAUUAUCUACUAGAUAUGAAAGCCCUAACAAAGAUCUUUCAUUCAAUGAAAAAAUGAUCCGAUAUACAUUCGGAUUAUUGCGAUCAAACAUAAUUAAACUAUAUGAAAUGGAAGGUUCUGCAAAUGUUGAUCGUUCAAAAGAAUUCAAAGGCUAUAAAAUUGAUUACAAUAUUGUUUUGGUAACAAAACAAAAAGAUUCUGAUCGCAUAGUAAAAACAACUCAUAAAAAUGAAGAGUUUAGAGAAUUUCCCUUAUGCUGCAAAGUGUAUGAUCUUAGCCGGCGACCAAUGGAUCCUAUUAAAUCGGAUUAUCUGAAAAUUCUUCGAUCAUUAGCACGAAAACAUCCAAGUAUCAUACAAACUUGGGGUAUAUUUUAUGAUUCAAAACAGCAACAGAUUCUUAUCAUACAAGAAUAUCUUUGUCAUGGAUCUAUGGAAACUUAUUUGAAAGUAAAAAAUUAUCCAUGUUUUGAUGAAAAGAAAGCAUCCGAAAUAGCUCAACAACUUGCUAUGGCAUUAGAUUUUCUUGGUGAUAUGGGCAUAUCACAUCGUUCAUUAUCACCACGAUACAUUAUGAUUGCACACAGAGAACCGGUACGAGUGAAACUUGCAGGAUUUCGUUCAGCCAUGAUCUAUUGGGAUAUACGUCGUGAAAAUGUUAAUCUUGUACCGUGUGUUGCAUUGGCUGAUAGACCACCGGAACCAGAAUUUCAAGCACCAGAAGUUUAUGGUGAUGCCAUGACCGAAGCUUUUGAUCCAGUUCAUGCUGAUAUUUGGUCAUUUGGUGCUAGUAUCUAUUACAUUUUGACUAAAAAAUAUCCAUAUGAUUUUUCGCGUGAAAAUCCUCGAAUCGAAGAAGAAAUUCAAACAAAUGUUCGUCAGACAAAAACUUCAUCACAAUGUCAAAAUUUUUUAUCACGAAUUUUAUGUUCAAAUGCUGAUCAACGUAUAAAAUUUGAUAAAAUUACCGGACAUCCAUGGAUAAUGAAAUAAUAGAAAAAUUAUAAAUGUCAAUGUUGU
Dermatophagoides pteronyssinus (European house dust mite) is the source of this 1425-nucleotide messenger RNA. RefSeq names its product testis-specific serine/threonine-protein kinase 2-like. Gene Ontology annotation, cellular component: cytoplasm. The record is from RefSeq and is a predicted model, not a curated record. Gene Ontology annotation, biological process: peptidyl-serine phosphorylation; regulation of autophagy. Gene Ontology annotation, molecular function: ATP binding; protein serine/threonine kinase activity. NCBI's taxonomy places the organism in Eukaryota, Metazoa, Arthropoda, Arachnida, Sarcoptiformes, Pyroglyphidae.